This is a messenger RNA of Heterocephalus glaber (naked mole-rat), 6600 nucleotides long. It is a transcript of the gene Ddx19b, whose product is annotated as DEAD-box helicase 19B. Lineage: Eukaryota; Metazoa; Chordata; Mammalia; Rodentia; Bathyergidae. The record is from RefSeq and is a predicted model, not a curated record. Gene Ontology annotation, molecular function: RNA helicase activity; nucleic acid binding; ATP binding.
GCGGUAGUAAAUGAGUUCUCUCUCGGUGGGUGGGAACGGACGGGGCUUGCCGUGAUCCCCUAGAGCCCACGAUCGCCCCGCAUCAGCAGGGAGUCCACCAGCGCCAGCGUCCCACCCGCGCCCGGGACCAUGGCCACUGACUCAUGGGCUCUAGCGGUGGACGAGCAAGAAGCGGCGGCUGAGUCGCCUGAUACAUUGUAAAGAAGAUGUGAAUUAAAUAUUAGUAUGCAGAAUAAAUUUCCUCCACCUCAACAUUCUAAAUUCUGUUGAGCAACUUGCAUCUAAAGGAAGAGAAAAUCAAACCAGAUGCCAAUGGUGCUGUUGUCAAGACCAAUGCUAAUGAAGAGAAGACAGAUGAAGAAGAGAAAGAGGACAGAGCUGCCCAGUCUUUACUCAACAAGCUGAUCAGAAGCAACCUUGUGGAUAACACAAACCAAGUGGAAGUGUUGCAGCGGGACCCCAGCUCCCCUCUCUACUCCGUGAAGUCUUUUGAAGAGCUCCACCUAAAACCACAGCUUCUCCAGGGAGUCUAUGCCAUGGGUUUCAACCGUCCAUCCAAAAUACAAGAGAACGCAUUGCCUUUGAUGCUUGCUGAACCUUCACAGAAUUUAAUUGCCCAGUCUCAAUCUGGUACUGGCAAAACAGCUGCCUUUGUGUUGGCCAUGCUAAGCCAAGUAGAACCUGCAAACAGAUACCCCCAGUGUCUGUGCCUCUCCCCGACGUAUGAGCUCGCUCUGCAAACAGGAAAAGUGAUUGAACAGAUGGGUAAAUUUUACCCUGAAUUGAAGCUGGCUUAUGCUGUUCGAGGCAAUAAAUUGGAAAGAGGUCAGAAGAUCAGUGAGCAGAUUGUCAUCGGCACCCCCGGGACCGUCCUGGACUGGUGCUCCAAGCUCAAGUUCGUUGACCCCAAGAAGAUCAAGGUGUUUGUGCUGGAUGAAGCCGACGUGAUGAUAGCUACUCAGGGCCACCAGGAUCAGAGCAUCCGCAUUCAGAGGAUGCUGCCCAGGAACUGCCAGAUGCUGCUUUUCUCUGCUACCUUCGAAGACUCUGUGUGGCAGUUUGCCCAGAAAGUGGUCCCAGACCCCAACAUCAUCAAACUGAAGCGCGAGGAGGAGACCCUGGACACCAUCAAGCAGUAUUACGUCCUGUGCAGCAACAGAGAUGAGAAGUUCCAGGCUCUGUGCAACCUCUAUGGGGCCAUCACCAUCGCUCAGGCCAUGAUUUUCUGCCAUACCCGCAAAACAGCUAGUUGGCUGGCGGCAGAGCUCUCGAAAGAAGGCCACCAGGUGGCUCUGCUGAGUGGCGAGAUGAUGGUGGAGCAGAGGGCUGCAGUGAUUGAGCGCUUCCGCGAGGGCAAAGAGAAGGUUCUGGUGACCACCAAUGUGUGCGCCCGAGGUAUUGAUGUUGAGCAAGUGUCUGUGGUCAUCAACUUUGAUCUCCCUGUGGACAAGGACAGGAACCCGGACAACGAGACCUACCUGCACCGGAUCGGGCGCACCGGCCGCUUUGGCAAGAGGGGCCUGGCCGUGAACAUGGUGGACAGCAAGCACAGCAUGAACAUCCUCAACAGGAUCCAGGAGCAUUUUAAUAAGAAGAUAGAAAGAUUGGACACAGAUGAUUUGGAUGAGAUUGAGAAAAUAGCCAACUGAGAAGCUCCCCAGUCCCUGGUGCCGCCCUCGUCCCGUCACCGCCCUUCACGGAGUCCAGGGCUGCUCUGCCCGAGCCUCGACGGUUACCACAGACGAAGACACGAGGAAGACACUGCCUACCUCAUUAAAUUAUGUUUGGACUUGACCAAAAUUUGUGAAAAUGAUGGGGAAUGGUAGGUUAAUUGUUUAUACCACUAGAGGAUUAGGUGUGAAUACACAAAAUUUACUUUUUGGACAUUUUGUCUGUCUUUGGCCAGCAUUUUCUCCACAAUAUGCUAAUCUAGAUGCUGUAGCUGAUUACCUGUCCAACAUCCCUUGUAACAAUCCCUGCUUCUCUGGCUGAGAGUGUGCAAGGCAGCCUUCAGCACAUGUGGAAGUGACAGAGUAGAGGUGAAAAGAACACAGGGAGAAGCUCCAAGUAGGAUAUGUUUGGAAGCAGAGUCAUUUUGUCUGGAGGAUGGCAGGAGGCAACAGAGCAGCCCUGUGAACUUCUGCUUUGGACUUGAUAUGGAACAGAGUAUUGCCAGCCCUCUGUUCGUAGCCCAUACCAGGAAGGGAUUUGCUGUGAUGGACCAAAAUGCCAACUUUGGAAACUUUGUAUGCAGGUUUGUGUCUCCGGACUGUGACUCGUUCUUUUCAGCAGAUACAAUCUGUUCAGUGUACAUUUUAUUAUUGAUGGGUCUUUGCCUUUUGCUUAAGUAAGUUCUAUGGAGUAGGCAUCUUGAGAAUGAGUAGUAGCCCAGGACUGCACCAAAACCUGGUUUCACAGGCACUUGGAGUGUCCUUUUCAUAUUUCUCAGAUCACCUUGACCUAUAGUAUCCUCAAGCAACUAGACAGUGAUCUGAGGUUUGAAUUCUCAGUGAAAAUUGAAGGUUCAUUUCUAGUGGCUAGUCUCAAGGCAACUCCACAUGUGGCCAACAGUAGGCAUAAGUUUUUGCUUUGCUUCCAGAUCACACACAAGGCAGUUUUUGUCACAGCUGGGGGAUGAUUACAGAUAUUUGGCAUCUUGAUUGUAAAAGGAUUCUGAAAAUCUGUGUUUACAGUGCCUGGAAUAUAAGCAGGUGCGAUUAGGGACUACAGCCACUUAUCUGUCCAAGACAAGAGGCAUCACCAAGGCCCUCGGUCCAUCCUUACUUGGCCUUCAUGUAUGAAAUAUACCAGAGCAAACGUUAGAAGUGGACACUUUUCCAUACGUGGUCAAGGCUGUUGGUAUCCCCAGAGGGACAGAUCAAAGAUGAGAUGAAACUCAUUUGCAAGAGUAGUCUGAAAGGGCUGGGGAUUUAGCUCAGUGGUUUUGCUGCCUGCUGUGCAAGCCCAAGGACCCAAGUUCAAUCCCCGGUACCAAAAAAAAAAAAAUGAGUAGUCUAAAAUCCCACCCCAAAGGAGUUCUCACCUCUUUGGCCUUGAUACAGUAGACCUGGAAGAGGAAUUUUACUUUUUGUGUGUGUUUUUUUUUUUUUGCAGUGCUAGGAUCGAAUCCAGGGCCUUGCACGUGCUAGGAGAGUACUCUACCACUGAGCUCUAUCUCCAGCCAUGGAAGAGGUUUUAUGUGAUGAGAACUACUCAAAUUCCAGAUUUUUCUCUUAGACAUUUUUGUGUUUUAAGAUCAGAUCUGUCACCUGGGAAGGGAAGUGGCCAAUGUCAACUUCCAGGUGGUUUCCUCAAUCUGACAUUAUGAAGAAGGAGACUGUCAAUUCUGCCACUUUCCCCCAGUGGGUAUUGGACUAUAGAUAGUGUUUUCUCAGUGUUUCUGGUCAACUUUGACCCAUCUUGGGAGUCUUGUAAGAAGAGAAGAAAUUUAGUGCUCUCCUGAAGUCCUGUGAAGCAACUGUGAAAUAACUAAAAACAUGGCCAGUGUUUAAAGAAGCAUAUAGAUGGCCCACUAGACUGCAGUCUGACUACACUCCUCCCAGCAAACAUAACUCAUCUACUGUUGUGGCCCUAAGUCAGAAGGAAAAUGGUAAGGGAUGUGCAGCCAACUCUUCAAUAGAAGUAGAAGUGUGUAUCAGCAGCUCUUAAUCUAGGAUCUUGAACCUCUAGAAAGUCACUGGAUAGGCUUCAUCUACAAGGUAUAGUGGGCCAGGGAUUCAGCUCAGGGAUGCCACACCUGCCUCGCAAGCAAAAGGUCCUGAGUUUAAUCCCCGGUACCAAAAAAACCCCAAAAAACUUGGUGUAGUACAAGGUAUAUGCAUGUGUUUAAAUUUAAAGGUAUUUUCUAGAUGAGACUCCCAAAGGGUUAUCCAUCUUUUAAAAACAUGAAGGCCUAAUGGUGUGGACGCCUCUGGAAAGUCUCUCCAAUGUCACUGUGAACAAUAUUCCCUCACAGUCCAUAUUCAUUCCAGUGCCUGUCUCCUAGGGCUCAAUGGUCUAGUUGCUUCUGUGACCUCGUGCAGCCUAGAGACAUCAGUGAUGUAAAAAUAUGCUGUUUGGUGAGCUUUGGUCCCCAGGGAUUUUAGUCAUUCAUUCAUUUAUAUACAUCUGCAAACUGAUAAAUUGCACUCUAGAACAGAGAAACUCAGGAAAUUUUUGGUCCAGUGGAAAACUUUGGAUAUGUUUAUUAUCCACAAACUUUUGGAUUUUAUUGGGUUUUUUUAAGUAUCAUUCAUUGGCAGUAUGCAUAAGAACUAAUUGUUGAUGUAUUUUUUAUUGAUUUUAACUAUGAAGGAUUCAUGUUACUAAGACGUCAUUUCUGAGUAUAAGGAAGUGGCAGUAUGUUUUUUGUUUCCAGUAUUAGUAAUAAGUGAAGAGUAAACAUGUUAUUCCUUUGUUUCAGUUGUUGCUUCAAUUUGAGUAGCUAUGAAAUCUCCAUAGGCCAAGGGCCCUGGUCAGUUGCCAGAGGGCUAUUUACAUUCCCUUUUUCUGCUGGUAAAUGAGAGGAUGUGAGAUAACUAUUCAGGAAGCUGAUGCCAGUAAUACAAAGUCCUGUAUUCUGUUGAGUCAUAGGAAAAGAGUAGAAACGGGGCUUGGACUUAAGUCUUCUUCCUAUGUUGUUUACAUCUCUUGUUUCUUAUUUUACCUGUAGGCUAUUUCAUAUAAAGCACCAUUGAUAUCAGAAGAUAAGUAUUUCUUUUUUUUCUUUUAGAAGAUAAGUAUUUCUGAGGUUAGAGGAGGUUUUAUGAAGGAAUGCAGUUUGCAAAUAACAAAAAAGAAGGAUUCUCAGUGACAAAAGAGUGCCCCAGGCAGGAGAAAAGAAUCGUAAGAGGAAAGGAAGUUCACUAGGAUAAAGGAAGUACACUGGAGGGGUACUAAGGAGGGUAGCCUGGCCUUGUGGGCAGAGGCUCAGAAAGGAAAGAAAAUGAUGAUUAAUGAUCACAGUUAAAUUAUUUUUUGAUAAAUUUUAUUUAAUCCCAUUCCUGCUUCAAGCCCCCUCCCAUCCGUAUGUACAAAAGCUUUGUUUCCAUUUUUUACUUCUAUUCAAAUUAUAUUUUGAUUGGGCUGGGGAUUUAGCUCAGUGGUUCUGUUGCCUGCCUUGCAAGUACAAGGUCCCAAGUUCCAUCCCCGGUACCAAAAAAAAACCAAAUUAUAUUUUGAUUACCUAUUAGAAUGUUUAAAUGGUAUCUCAGUCUCUUUGUGCUCCUAUAACAAAGUACCUGUGACUGGGUAAUUUAUAAAGAACAAAUUUCUCACAGUUCUAGAGGCUGGGAAAUCCAAGCAGCUGCAAGGCUGAUGUCUGGGAAGAGCUGUUCUCUGAACCCGAUAUGGCACCUUGCUGUUACAUUCUCCAUAGGGGAGCACUACUGUGUCCUCCUGUGCAGAAGGGAUGGAAGGGCAAGUGAGCCCUCCCUCAGCCUUGAGCCCUUUUAUAAGGAUGUAAUUCAGGGGCCGAGUGUGGUGGCGCAUGCCUGUGCUCCUAGCUCUCAGGAGGCUGAGGCAGUAGGAUCCUCAUGAGUUCAAGGUCAACCUGGGCUACGUAGUGAGUCCAGGCCAGCCUGGGCUAUAUAAUGAGACCUGUCUCAAAAAAAAAAAAAAAAGAAAAGAAAAGAUGCUAGUUCCUUUUAGCCCUUCCCGAAGACCAUAUUUCUUUUUUUGGUACCAGGGAUUGAACUUGGGACCUUGCAGUUUCGAGGCAGGGGCUGGAACCACUGAGCUAAAUCCCUGGCAAGACCAUAUUCCUUAAUACUGUAGUACUGGAGAUUAAAUUUCAACAUGAAUUUUAGAGGGGGCAUCAUCAUCCAAAUCAUACCAAGUGGUACUUGGAAUCAGUAAUCUUUCAUAGGUUUUUACACAAAAAGGAAGUGAUAAAAUUAGUUUGGGGGGAAAAAUGGUGUAGCAUAUAGCCAGGAUAUUGGAUACAGUGGCAGUAGGAAAGGCUGCAGCUGGGAAAUCAGAUUUCCUUGCAUCAGUCCUAUCACACAGCCAGUGCUGAAAUGUUGAUGGUUGUACUGAGAACAUAGAAAAGGGAAUGCACUUAAGGAAUUGAAGAGUAGUAGGCUUUUACACCUUCAUGUUAUUCCCAAAAGGAUUUGUGGCUCUUAAAAAUUACCUUUUCUCUCCAGCAACGCCCCCCAAAGAAAUUAUUUUCACUGUACAUAAUAAUUCUGAGAACCCCACACAAGGAAGGUGUGGAAAGAACAGAUGGCAUUAGGGUUGAAUCUCAUACACUUAGUGUGUAAAAUGUCAGGCCUGUGACUUUUAUAAAAGUACUCUCUGGGUGUGGUGAUGCAUACCUAUAAUCCCAGCACUUGGGAGGCUGAGGCAGGAUUGCCAUGAGUUCCAGGCCAGCCUGGGCUACACUGUGAAUUCAAGGCCAGUCAACUACAUAGUGAGACCCUGUCUCAAACAAAAAGGGACUGACCCCUCCUUUAGUAACAACCCCAAGGUAUAGAUUUCAGGGACCCUCCAGGUCUCCUGUGGGCUUGGAAUAGACAAUAGAUUCUUGGAAACUUGUUGCAUUUUUACAUGAAUUUGCUUUUCUGUUUGAGAAUAAAUGUUCCUUAUUUUGUUGCCUGA